GACAGUCGCUCUCUCGGGGUCACCUCCGCGCUGCGCUGGGAAUCUCUAACGGACUGCGAGACGGGUUGAGUAAACACAGCGUGCAGAACAGGAGUAACUUCUCAUUUGUGCAGAGUGACUCGUUUUGUUCUGUUUGGUUUUAAUUAAUUGAACAGUUUGAUUACAUCUCGUCAUCUUUCAAUGGAUAAACAGCGUCAGAAUGCCUGAUGCAUAUACUUCAAAAGCCUGACGCCAGUGUAAAGAAAGUAAUCAGGAUUUUGUGUCCUCGGUUUUUGCAACAGACCAUGGCACGUUAGUGUGUUUUGCUCGGACUAUGAUUUUCUAACUAAGUCCUCCUGUGGAACGUGGUACGGAUAUUUUUGUGUGUGCAGCGAACGACCGUUUGUCAGAAUGAGCGUGCAGUGGAACGUCCCUGUGCCUUGCAUCCGCACGGGUAGGUCGUGGCACAAGCGCGUGGACUCAGACGAGCCGGUAUUGAAAUGCGCCCGGCUAAGCGAGUCCUCAAGUGACGCGGGGCUUCUCGGCAGCUCUCCAGGAUCUCCCGUGAAUUUGGGUCCCUUGACAGGCACUGCAGCCCACCAGGGUCCCUCCCGGAUCUGUCAGUUCCUGCUGCUACCUUUAGCGGACCGGUCAGGGGUGCAUAGCGCACUUAACAUUGAGACGGGAGAGGAGCUCGUUUGUAAGGUGUUUGACAUGGGUAUCUAUCAGGAGAAGUUGCGGGUCUACGACCUGCUCCCAGCCCACAGGCACGUCGCAGGGAUCCGGGAGGUGAUCCUGGGGGAGAUGAAGGCCUAUGUGUUCCAGGAGAAGGACUACGGGGACAUGCACACCUAUGUGAAGAGCUGCAGGAGGCUACCCGAGGAGCAAGCUGCCAGGCUCUUUCAGCAGGUGGCCUCAGCUGUGGCACAUUGCCACCAGACGGGCAUCGUCCUCGGAGACCUGAAGCUGCGCAAGUUUGUGUUCACAGAUGAGAAGAGGACUCAUGUGAUGUUGGAGGGGCUGGAGGACUGUCGCAUCCUGUCGGGCGACGACGACCUCGUGUCCGACACGCACGGCUGCCCCGCCUACGUCAGCCCCGAGAUCCUCAGCAGCGGUGGGAUCGGCGGCCCGUACUCGGGCCGGCAGGCCGACGCCUGGAGCCUGGGCGUGAUGCUCUACACCAUGCUGGUGGGCCGCUACCCGUUCCACGACCCGGACCCGGCGGCGCUGUUCUCGCGGAUCCGCCGCGGCCAGUACUGCCUGCCCGAGGGCCUGUCCAUGAAAGCCAGGUGCCUGCUGCGCAGCCUGCUGAGGAGGGACCCUGCCGAGAGGCUGACCGCCGCCGAGGUGCUCAUCCACCCGUGGCUGCGGCCGGGCGCCGACGAGGACGCAGCCAGAGGGGGGGAACAGGAAGUCAGCUCCACGGAUCAGGCAGUGCCCUCAACAGACUCAGAACCAGAGGAUAGCAACCUCUUCCUCUAAUGGACCUGGCAUUGUUGCUGUCAUUGUCGUUUUUCACCCCAAAGACUCAUUGUGUUGGACCAAAAAAUUUUCUGAUUCUGAAGCAUCACUUUGGAACGCUUUUUUUUUUUUAUUGUUGUUGGGUGUUUUUUGUUGUUUUGUUGCGGGUACGUCACUUCACUUGUGCCCUCAUGAGCAAUGUACUGUAGGGUCUGUGGUUGUUUUAAGGGCAUUCAUGCAUGUGUUCAACCAGUGUGUGUGUGUGUGUGUGUGUGUGCGUGGAGAAGAAGUCAUUCGGUGCUAAUGAACUGCUCGCUCUUAGAGCAACACACACACCACACUUUGGGGGUCUGAAGAAAGUGAAGAAUAACUCACCAGUGGGGAGAAAAAAGAAGGAGAGAAAGCUCUAAUGUCAAGCUGCAGGAUUGCUGUGAUGACUCACACACAUCAGGCCAGACCUCAGGAUUCACAACACAUUAGCUAACACACACAGACACAUGCACACAUUUCAGGCCAGAGGCUAUAACUGACUCUCUCUCUCUCUCUCACACACACACCACUUGCUGGGCCAUGUCUCAUUCAGCAUAGAGAAACAGCGGGUGUGGUUCUUUAUGUUUGUGCAUGAGCACUCGUACUGUACGUUGUUCUAUAUCAGGUUCGCCACAUGUUCACCUUAACCUUACACCUCUCUCUCUCCCUCCCCCCCUCUCUCUCUCUCUGUCUCUCUCUCCCUUUCUCUCUUUCACUCUCUCCCGAUCUGUCUCUCACCCUGCAGUGUUAAGUAGGGCUUGAGGAGACAGUGUCGUGCCCUUCACUGACACUUUAGGCACGAGGGACUAUUAGCCAUCCGCUAGCUCAGCUGAUAGCACGCUGCUGACAUCCCCCUCCUACUGUAACACAAGACCCCAUUCAGCGGGACCCUCCUGUGUAGCAUAGCAAUUACACGUGGCAUCACAUCUAUACAUAGUGUUGGUGAUUAGAUGACGAUGGUUUUAGAGUUGUAGUUAUUAUUAGCGAUAACAGAUUGCAAGGACAGAUUGAUGGUGUUGGCGGUUAAAGGCAGGCAGCAUAGAACAUGUUGCCAGGUAUAGCAUAUUAAUGGGAGCAAUAUUUUAGCACAGUGAGAGCAGACCUAGGACAAUCUGCCAGUUACACGGUUCAUGUCGACAGCCAGAGAAGGCUUUUCCUCUCCUGGAGUUGUUGUUGUGUUGUCACAUCCUUCCAUUUAUUGCAUCUCGGCCUUGAACUUUGUGAUUGUGUUUCAAUUAAGUAGGAGAUACAGCCUACAGAUUCAGGUGAGGUGCAAUGUGAGAAGUCUUACGACUCAACACUUUUCAAGAGAGAGAAAGUGAGGGGAGAGAGAGAGACAGACAUCUGGGAAUGGUUUGUGUCUGUGUGUGUGUGUUUUGUACUUUCACUCUUCACAAACCCACCGUUACAGGCCAACUGUGUUAUGAGUUACCAACCAGAAGCUCUCUCUCCCCCUUCCAUUAAGAGCAGUUGCACAUCAGAUGUAAUGAAAAGGUAUUUCCUGUUUGUGUGUUACUUGUUCUCUGAAAAGCCUUUUAGCACAAAAAUGCAUUUUCUCUGACAGGGCGAACAUUGCUAAAAAUGGCAGAUGAUUACAGCUCAUAAAUGAUACUGACAUUAGUGCACAAAGUUCAUUUUGCACUGUGAAUUAUGUAUUUGUGACCGAACCUCAAGGCUAGACCCAAAAGGUUAAAUGGGGAAAAAACGUUCAUUGUGUAAAUGAAAACCAUGUAAAUACUGGACUUGUACAUUAAAAGCUCGGUGGACAAGCAAAACAAAAGUAAAGAUCAUUUUUUGCAUA
Molecule: messenger RNA, 3271 nt
Organism: Alosa sapidissima (American shad)
Lineage: Eukaryota; Metazoa; Chordata; Actinopteri; Clupeiformes; Clupeidae
Gene: trib1
Product: tribbles pseudokinase 1
Exons: 3
Coding region: 391-1461 (356 amino acids)
Biological process (GO): protein phosphorylation; regulation of MAP kinase activity; positive regulation of proteasomal ubiquitin-dependent protein catabolic process
Cellular component (GO): nucleus
Molecular function (GO): protein kinase activity; mitogen-activated protein kinase kinase binding; ATP binding
Source: RefSeq, a predicted model, not a curated record